CUUUGUUUUUUUUUUUUUUUAUAAAAAAGAAUUUAAAAAAAUCGUUGCUAUGGACAACUCAUCAGUAGAUUGGCGGUCGCCAACGUAUCGACAGAAUGUGGUGGAAAAAAUAAAUGAAGCAUUACAAAAUGUUGGUAUUAUGAAAAGCGCUAGUGAAAUGGAAAAUCAAGUGUUUCAAAAAGCUUCAUCGCACGACGAAUAUCGCAAUAUGGUUGCAAAAAUUGUUUUGCAUAUGCAAAGCCAGAAAAACAAAAAGCAACAAUCAGAAACCAUGGAUCCAAUAAAUGCAUUGCAACAUUUAACUAAUCAGGGAACGCGAAACCCAAUGCCCGGACAAAUGAUGGCUAUGGGGGGUAAUCAAAUGCAAAUGGGUAAUAAUACAAAUCCGAACGCAUUGCAAAAUCUCAUAAACCAACGGGCUGGACAAGCCCAAAUGCAAUCCAUGCCAAAUAUCCGAGGCGCUGUUCCGAAUUCAAUGGCCAAUACAAUGGGAAACGCGAUGCCCAAUGCUAUAAAUGCCAUGAAUUCCAACAACAUGAACAUGAAUAUGGGAACAUCAAAUCAACCGAAUCAGAUAGCAGGCAACAACAUGGUUGGCCAAAUGAAUCAAAUGCAAAUGAACCAACUACAAACCGGACAAAUGAACUCUAUGAACAAUAUGAACAUACCAAUGAAUAUAAAUCCAACAAUGCCACAGAAUCAAAUGAAUGCAUCUAAUUUGAAUCAACAAAUCAAUCCAAAUCAAAUGUCUCAAAUGUUAAACCGUAUAAAUUCCGUGCAAAAUAUCGUUCAGCAAAAUUCAUCGAAUGUGGGAAAUCAAAUGAACCAAGCACAAAUGACUCAAAUCAAUGCACAAAUGAUGUCGAAUCCGAAUAUGCCUUCGAACAUAAACCAGCCGAACGUUGUUUCGAAUGUCCAGAGUGUUCAAAAUGCACCGCCCAACGUCUCAACGGGACCAAAUGUAAGCGUACCGAAUGUCAGUGUGCCGAAUACAAGCGGAGGACCAGCUCAGCUACAAGCCGCAAACCAAAUGAAUCAGAUGAAUCAGAUGAUAAAUAUGCCACAUAUGGCCCGCAAUCAGCCAGCCAAUCUAUACCAAGGCAUUCGAAAUCCAACACCAAAUCAAUCGUUUUUCAGAAAAAGUCCAAGUCCAUCAAUUCCAUCGCCAAUGGGAAAUAGUUUACCUAAUCAAAUGGUUCCGAGUCCCUUAGUACCAUCACCACAAGUUGUUCCAAAUAUCAUGUCACAAAGAACUGUUAUGGCACCAUCGCCAAGUAACACAAAUUUGAAUACACCUGGCCAAGCGAAUGCAGCACCCAGCCCAUUAAAUCCACAAGAAGAGCAUUUGUAUCGUGAAAAAUAUCGACAACUAACUAAAUAUAUUGAGCCUCUGAAGAAAAUGAUGAAUCGUAUGGGAAGCGAUGAUGAAAAGCUAUUGAAAAUGAAUAAAUUGCUUGAAAUUUUGUGCAAUCCAAAUCAACGCAUACCAUUGGAAACAUUAAUAAAAUGUGAAGCUGCUCUUGAAAAAAUGGAUCUUAAAUCGUACUCAAUGGCAUCAAACGCAACAAACUUUCCCAGUGGAUCAAAGGAACACAAUGUCAACAAUGCUCUUUUGGAUGCGGUUAGUGCAAAUUUGCAGAGUCCUAUAGGCAAUCAUACAUUGCAAAGAACAUUCAGGCCGUGCAUUGAAUCCCUCUUUGGUCCUGAUAUAAAAAAUUUGCCUCAAACUAAAUAUGCUCGCACUUCAUCGAAUGAUACUAAGCAAAUAAGCAAUACGUCAAACGAAGUACCCCAUGUAUUGCAAGGUGAAAUUGCCAGACUUGAUCGAAAAUUCAAAAUUACAUUGGAUUCGUCCGUUCAGAGUGGAUCGAAAAUUUUGAAGUUAAUUUGCUAUUUGAACGAUGAUCCGUACCUACCAUGUAUACCACCACUGUAUAUUGAUAUUCCUGAAGACUAUCCUGAGACUUCGCCUUCUUGUACACUUCUUGACGAAAUGAGUGCCACACAAUUUUUGGAUUCCAUUCAAAAGAUAUUCUCGGCUCGAAUGCUAAAAAUGCCCUCUUUGUAUUCAUUAUCACAUAUUUUGGAUACCUGGGAAAUGUCUAUUCGUCAAGCAUGCUCUCCCAAUAACAACAACAGUAGCAUAAAUUCAAUCACAUCAACGAGUGUUGCUUUGGGUGUUUGAUUAUGAAUAUUUUUUCUAGUUUUUCAUAUUUACUUACUUUGAAUCGUUCUUUUAUUCAUUAUUAUUCUCAAUUAUAUUUUUCCAUCUACAAAAAUAUGGUAAAUAAAAAUCAUUUCGCUCAUUUUGUAGAAAACAGAA
This is a messenger RNA of Contarinia nasturtii (swede midge), 2323 nucleotides long. It is a transcript of the gene MED15, whose product is annotated as mediator of RNA polymerase II transcription subunit 15. Bases 50 to 2185 code for a protein of 711 amino acids. NCBI's taxonomy places the organism in Eukaryota, Metazoa, Arthropoda, Insecta, Diptera, Cecidomyiidae. Gene Ontology annotation, molecular function: transcription coregulator activity. The record is from RefSeq and is a predicted model, not a curated record. Gene Ontology annotation, biological process: regulation of DNA-templated transcription. The transcript is spliced from 7 exons.